AUGCCAGCUGUCAGUGCUCAGCAUUGCCACCUGCCAGUGCCCAUCAGUGCCACAUCAAUGUCACAUAUCAGUGCCUACCAGUGCACAUCAAUGCCAUAUAUCAUUGCUCAUCUGAGCUGCCUUUCAGUGUCACUUAUCAGUGCCAGUCAGUGCCACCUAUCAAUGCCAGUCAGUGCCACCUAUCUGUGCUGCCAGUCAGUGCCACCUAUCAGUGCCAGUCAGUGCCACCUAUCAGUGUGCAUCAGUGCCACCUAUCGGUGCCCGUCAUCAGUGCCACCUAACAGUGCCAGUCAGUGCCGCCUAUCAGUGCCAGUCAGUGCUGCCUAUCAG
Messenger RNA from Staurois parvus, 330 nucleotides. The record is from the annotation of a GenBank genome assembly. NCBI's taxonomy places the organism in Eukaryota, Metazoa, Chordata, Amphibia, Anura, Ranidae.